AUGCAGCUGAUGCUUCUGGAGCAGCAGAAUAAACGUCGCCUGCUCAUGGCUCGUCAGGAGCAAGACAGCAUUACCCGAGGCGAUGGUCAACCAGGCAUGCCUGGGCAGCCUAACCUACCCCCCGGCACAUCCCCGCAGGGCAGUCGGGCCGGCGCAUCCCCGAACCCGAAUGAUCAGAUGAAGAGAGGCACCCCGAAGAUGCCUCAGUCUGGUCUACCUGGCUCUCCUUCUGUUGGUGAUGCGAUGGCCCAGGGUCGCAGCUCUCCUGCGUCAAUGAACUUUGGUGGCCAGAUGCCGCAAGAAAUGGGCGGGGCAUUUUUCAUGAACAAGAAUAUGCCAGAAGGUGUCGUUCAGAAUGGAAUGAGACCGCCAAGUUCGAACCCGGCAUUCAGCGGCCCUCAAAUGGCCCAACCUAUGGAUGCCAUGUCGCGACCGCAAGGGCCUGGCGCUGCUGGCAAUCGAAUGCCAAGUGGCAACUGGCAGGGCCAAGGACCCCAAGGGCAACCCAUGAUCCAACAGCAGCAAGUGGGUCAGCCGCCCCAGCCUGCGGGAACCCCACAAGAGCGCAACGCUAUGCCACCUCCUCAAGCGCCCCCAGCCGGCGUCGCUGGUGCAGGCCGGGCACAACCUUCCUCUCCCCAAUCUGGGGCGGCUCCUCCAACUCCACAGCAGUCCAAUAAGCCAGCUCCCAAGGGGAAGAAGGAACCAAAGGAAAAUCCAAGAAAGCGGCCUCCAAAGAAACCGUCUACAGCCAACGCGUCGAAUACCGCCGCGACUCCAUCGUCGGAAGCCGAACCACCCCCAACUCCCACGCCACCUACUCCUAUCACCCCUGUCCAUCCGAACUCAUUCAACAAGAACACGACGAACCCAACUACAAACGCUCCCCAACCCACCUCCGCACCCGCUGCGCAAAAUCUUAUUCAACAACAACAAGAUCCUAACCAGACAUUCGACAUGAAUCUUUCAGAUACCAACAAUUACAACCUCGACUUCACCGCUUUGGACAAUCCGGAUAUCCUAGAGAACUUCGACUUUGACUCGUUCCUAAACACAGAUGAUCCGAAUGGAUUCGGUUUCGACCCGAAUAUCCCAUACCCGGCCGAUGGUGUUGAAGCGGGUGCUGGAGAUGGCUUGUAA
Molecule: messenger RNA, 1140 nt
Organism: Blastomyces gilchristii SLH14081
Lineage: Eukaryota; Fungi; Ascomycota; Eurotiomycetes; Onygenales; Ajellomycetaceae
Exons: 3
Coding region: 1-1140 (379 amino acids)
Source: RefSeq, a predicted model, not a curated record